AUGGCAUCAAAAUGUCUUGCUGAUCAAUUAAGAGAAGUACAAACAAAAAUGGAAAAUUUGGUUAUACAAGUCAAUGCUUUAGAUGCUGGAAUUAAUCAGACAAAGGACAACAUUGCUCAAGGUGUACCUCAUACAUUAGAGGAACUCAACCUAUUCUGCGAGAAAAUUACUCGACGGACUCUUGUAAAUCAUGAACUUGAACGCGUUCGAGAAGAACGUAAUCGUCUUCGUGGUCGUGUUAAUCAACAUCAAUGA
Molecule: messenger RNA, 255 nt
Organism: Rotaria sordida
Lineage: Eukaryota; Metazoa; Rotifera; Eurotatoria; Philodinida; Philodinidae
Source: the annotation of a GenBank genome assembly